Salvelinus sp. IW2-2015 is the source of this 930-nucleotide messenger RNA. The record is from RefSeq and is a predicted model, not a curated record. NCBI's taxonomy places the organism in Eukaryota, Metazoa, Chordata, Actinopteri, Salmoniformes, Salmonidae.
ACGGGUUUUAUGAUAAUGAACGUAUUGUUUUCCCACUGAAUUUAUUUACUCUCACAAUUGGGAUGGUAAAUGGAAAACAGAGCAACGGAAAUAUCCAACAGUGCAGAAAUCGUUCACAUUCGAAGAUUACGAGGACCCAAAGUAAUCACUGAAUGUUUCCAUCCCUGAGGUCCUUGAUCCACAAUAUGGGAUGCAUGCAUGGCCCUGUGCAGUGGUAUUAGCACAAUGUGUGUGGACACAUAGGGAAGAGCUGAUGCGCAAAACAGUGCUAGAGCUUGGGGCUGGCGUGAGUUUACCUGGUGUGGUGGCAGCAAAGUGUGGGGCACAAGUGAUCUUGUCAGACAGUGCAGAACUUCCACUGUUUCUGGAGAACUGUAGGCGCACCUGUGAAGUGAAUGAACUGCCCAAUGUGCUUGUGGUGGGUAUUACCCGGGGAGAGGUCUCCCCAGACCUUCUGCUCCUCCCUCCAUUAGACAUCAUCUUGGGAUCAGAUGUUUUCUAUGAGCCUGAAGAUAUUGAGAAUGUCCUGGUGACCAUCUCCUUCCUCUUGGAAAAAAACCCUGAGGCCCAAUUUUGGACAACUUACCAAGAGAGAAGUGCCGACUGGUCCAUAGAGGCAUUGCUGCACAAAUGGAACUUGAAGUGUCUCAACAUUCCACUGGAGAAGUUCCAUGCCAACAAAGAUCAACUAGCUGGGGCAACACUUCCUGGAAGCCAUAAUGUACAAAUAAUUAUAACCGAGGACAAGGAAAGCUGAAUGAAAAAGACAAAAUUGUGUAAACUUAUCCUUCAGUUACUGCCAGCAAGGCACAGUUAAAGUCACCAAAUAGUCAAGACCCAAGGGUUCAAAACUCAAUGCAUUAUAAAAUAGUUUAAGUUGUAUAGUAGUAUUCUGUUAAAGUUUUAGAAUAAAUUGAUAACCCAAAUGUU